Molecule: messenger RNA, 579 nt
Organism: Saccoglossus kowalevskii
Lineage: Eukaryota; Metazoa; Hemichordata; Enteropneusta; Harrimaniidae
Product: putative glutathione-specific gamma-glutamylcyclotransferase 2
Biological process (GO): glutathione catabolic process
Cellular component (GO): cytoplasm
Molecular function (GO): glutathione specific gamma-glutamylcyclotransferase activity
Source: RefSeq, a predicted model, not a curated record
AACACGGACUGCACAGAAAUGCAUGUUUUCGGUUACGGUUCACUGAUUUGGAAGAUAGAUUUUCCUUAUACCCGCAGAAUAGUAGGACAUAUACGCGGUUACAAGCGGAGAUUCUGGCAAGGUAGCACAGAUCAUCGAGGAGUUCCAGGCAAGCCUGGAAGAGUUGUAACACUUAUCAAAGAUCCCAAGGAGUGUGUUUGGGGAGUUGCGUAUGAAGUCCCUGAAGAUGAGAUUGAAAGAGUAAAGGAUCACUUGGAUUAUCGUGAAAAGGGUGGAUACACAUGCGAAACGGUUAAAUUUUAUCCACAAGAUACAAGAACAGAACCAUUCUCUGUUACUAUCUAUAUCGGGACUGAGCAAAAUCCUAAUUACCUUGGAGAAGCUAAUAUGGAUGACAUCGCUAAACAAAUAGUCCAAUCUAUAGGACCCAGUGGUAAAAACACAGAGUACCUGUUUGAAUUGGCCAAUGCAGUCAGGAGUCUAUUCCCAAAUGUAGAAGAUUUUCACCUAUUUGAAUUAGAGCAAAGAGUUAGAAAUUUAGGUAAACACAUGGAUUAUACACCCAUUAACACAAGUUGA